AUGGCGCCUGUGAUGCUUCACAUCUACCAUGUGUCCACGAACAGCACUGUGGGCGCCGUGAAUGAGUACUUGGAGGCCAUCGGAACAGGUGCCUUCCAUGCGGGAGUGGAGGUCAGAACAGAGGCCAACGGCGCCAUGGAGUACAGCUAUGGCUAUGCUCCCGACCGUACAGGGGUUUUCACGAACAAGCCCAAAGAGUGCAAGGCCCACAUAUACAAGGAGUCCUUGGAAAUGGGUGACACGACCAAGACAGACUCCGAGAUCGACGAAAUCAUUGAGCAGUUGAAGGAAGACUGGCCUGGCUUUGAAUACGACCUGCUGCGCCGCAACUGCUGCCUCUUCAGCAAGGAGCUCGUGGAGAAGCUCGGUGUUGGCCCAGUGCCCACCUGGGUGACGAACCUGGCUGCAGCCGGGGCUACGCUGCAUGAUGGCAUCCUGAAAGGCAAGGAGAUCGCCGACAAAGCCGCUGUGAUGGCAAGGGCCAAGGCCGGAGAAAUCGAUGCGAAGUACAACAUCAGUGGCAAGGUGUCGGCGGGCGCCAAGGAAGUGAUGCUGGCAGCCGGACGUUUCGACGAGGAGUACAAGGUUCGAGAGAAGGCUUUUGCGGCAGCUGUUGCUGUGAAGGCGAAAGCUGGAGAGCUCCACCAGGCAGCGAAGGACAAGGCUGCCGAGAUUCACAAGGAUGCGGACGCGGAUGGCGAUGGCAAAGUCAGCGCCGAGGAGAUGAAGCUUUACUUGAAAGAGCAACUCCGCACCUCCCACGAGAAGGCCAUGCAGGCAGCAAGGGACCUGCACGCGAGUGUGGACAAGGAUGGAGAUGGGAAGAUCACCUUCGAAGAAGCGAAGACAUUUGCGACAGAGAGGGCUGGAGCCUGCGGCUGCGAGGCAUGCACAGUGCAGUGA
Messenger RNA from Symbiodinium natans, 903 nucleotides. Lineage: Eukaryota; Dinophyceae; Suessiales; Symbiodiniaceae. The record is from the annotation of a GenBank genome assembly.